Molecule: messenger RNA, 885 nt
Organism: Penicillium maclennaniae
Lineage: Eukaryota; Fungi; Ascomycota; Eurotiomycetes; Eurotiales; Aspergillaceae
Product: pyrroline-5-carboxylate reductase
Exons: 2
Coding region: 1-885 (294 amino acids)
Biological process (GO): L-proline biosynthetic process
Molecular function (GO): pyrroline-5-carboxylate reductase activity
Source: RefSeq, a predicted model, not a curated record
AUGGCUCGGGAAUGCACCGUCGCAUUUAUCGGAUGCGGAAACAUGGGCGGUGCAAUUCUCCACGGCAUCCUCGACGCAGCUUUCUCUACUGAAUCUUCACAAUCACACCCUGUCGCUCGCUUUGUCGCGUGUACGAAGAGUGCCGCUUCGGCCGAGCGCUUGGCAUCUUCUUUGUCCCCGGGCCAGGAACCAUUUGUUCAUGUGACUUCGUCGCAGGAUGUUCCUAUACAGAUCAUGGCCGAUGCCGAUAUCAUUGUCUUGGGGUUUCAACCGUUCAUGGCCGAUGAUGUCCUCGUUACGAAGGGUGUGCGCCAGGCACUGGCCGGCAAAUUGGUGAUCAGUCUGUUGGCGGGGCAGACGCCGCAGAACCUGGCGCGGAUCAUUCGCGAGGGAACUGACGGGGAGAUUGCAGAGCCAGUAAUUAUCAAGGUGAUGCCGAAUAUGGGUGCUCAGUUCCGUCAAUCGAUGACGAUUAUCGAGACGCCGGAGCGGGAAGUACCUGUCCAUAUGACCGAGGUGGUAGAGUGGAUGUUUCAGCAGGUGGGCACGAUUAAGUAUUUACCUCAGAGUCAGAUGGAUCUUGGGUCUGUGCUGGUUGGGGCGGCGCUGGCUGCUAUGACAGUUCCUAUUGAGGGCAUUCUGGAUGGAUAUGUGGCAGAGGGAUUGAAGAGACCGGAUGCGAUGGAGAUGGUGCUGCAGGGCCUGAGGGGAUUAUCGGCGGCGUUAGAGUCCGGAAUCCAUCUCGCUGUUUUGAGAGAGAGUAUCUCGUCGCCGCGUGGAUGUACGAUCCAGGCGCUGUUGACUCUUGAGAAGGCAGAGAGUCGGCCGGAUUAUGCGGAGGCGAUGAUCAACGGUACACAACAUUUGAAGAAGGUUGAUAAAUAG